UAUCAAUACGAGAAAUUGUACUUUAUUUAUCUAAAAUAUACGCGCCCCCUUCCUUUAAUUCUCUGUUUUUUUAAUGGCUUAGAUACAACACGAUUUUGCGGUGGCCAUAUUCAUGUUUUUCUGAGUAGCUCCGACAAUGUUCUUGCCAAAAGCCGCGAUCUCGUCGGCAUCGUCCUUGCGCAAUCCUCGAAGGCGCCAACGUACAAGCUCUGAUGAACCGGUCAACCCCCCCAAAGCUAAAAGGCAACGGUCCAGUUUGCGUCAUGGUGGAUCAGACAUCUUUUCAGAGGAUCCAAGCGAGUUGCACGAACAUGAGCUUUGCUCAACAACUAUUGCUUCCCAAGACCUUGAGCCCCAACUCGCAGACAAUGUUACUUUCCAGGAGAGCAUGCCAAUUAGAGGUCCAAAGAAGUUAGAGAGACGAGGCGAGGCUGACGGGACCAUUGUCCUCUCCAAAACCGACUUUUACAAUGUUUUGCAAUUACCGGCCUUGCCAGAUCAGAUCCGCGGACUACAAUCAGGCAAGUAUUGCCCAUUUCUUCGCGAUUCAUAUUGUUAACACGAAGACAGGAUCCUAUAAAUGCUUCUUUGGUGCUGGCAAUUGCUACGCCUUAGCCAUGACGCAUUCCCAUGCAAUUAUCUGGCUAUACUCAAUUGCCACUUCCUCACCCUCACCCGCCGAUGUGUUUACUAUUUCCAUACCCGAACCCUUCAGGGAGCCAAAUGGGCCAAUUCCUCUUGGAAUCUUACUAUCUAGUGUAACAGCUGGGAUUCCAGGAUUGAUGAUCAUCGCUCCUGACACAGGGAAGAUUAUAUACUGGGAAACUGUCUCAUGUGCUGCUUCAUUGGGCCUGGCCAGGCAGAAACAGAGGGCCAUCCAGGGAUGUAUACCUAAUCUUCUCUCAGGUGAACACAUUACAGAUCUCGUGAAUGGCGAGCCUUCUGGUAUUAUAGUCACAUUAUCGUCAGGGAGGGUUGCUCAUAUUACCGUUCGGGAUCCACAAGGAAAGCCGACAGUGACUGUUUAUUUCCUGCGAAAUACGUCUGGGCUUGGUAGGAUUGGGUUUUUCGGUGGAAUUAGAAAUGUCUUGGGUGGAGGGUUUUCAAGGAAAGACCUAGCUGCAGUCAGAGCUGGUGAUUCUCAUCAACGUGGACAGCGAGAUAUCAUAAUCGCUACGUCAGGCGGUCUCUUUGAAAUUUGGGACACGCAUUGGAAUAACGGGAGUAUAUUGAAGAAACAGUUUGAUAUAACAAAUGACCUAUGCCAUCAUCUUGAUACGGAGAACUCCAACAGAUCUGAUGACUCCAACAUCAAGAUCUUGGACUUUACACUCAUGCCGGCUGGAUCGAACGUCCGUGGGCUACGAGCUAGCGCGUCGGUACCAUCGUGGCAUUUAUUGCUACUUGUAACUCAGUCUGAGAUGGGCUCGCAAAGCAUGUCCCUUGUGCAAGUCAAUCUAGCCGAGCAAGUCCAUAUCUUGUCUACCCACCCUAUUGAUCUCCAUGGGGCCUCGACGGAUCUUGAUUCAAAACCGAAACUGUAUCUUCCCAAGCCCGGUGAUACGGCAUUCGUUUUAAUGAAUCACUCUGUUGUACUUUUAUUCUUGACUCCAGGCAAAGACCAGUCCGCGCAACAUCAACAACCGCGCGCGUUCCAGGACUCUAUCAGUUUCCGCUCAGGAAAAGCCUUUGAAAUUCUAGGCAGUGGCGUUGAGGACAAAAGCGAUGAGAACUGUCCCGCAUGUCUGAUAAUGGUCCGUGAUUUUGGUAUCAUCCGCAUUACAGCUUUACCACAGCACAACUCGUGUUCCACUGAAUGUGUUCGAAUUACUGCUAAGCAAAAGAUUGAGCAAGCCAUAUUCUAUGGUACCAUGCUUGGAAACCCACUGAAUUUGAACAACAAGAGUAGCCUGGAUUUCUCUGUCAUGGAUAUCGAGCAAGCCGCGUUGGAGAUUUGCAGAGAAUUGCUCCAAUCUAGGUCAAAUUUUAUCCCAGUGACAGCAAUAUCCUUAGAACAGAAUCUACGAUCGAGAGCAAAAGCUUUGGAUGAUCUGGCAUGCCUUUUGAUGCAUCAAAAUAAGUCAUUAGGUCAGCAAACUUGGUGGGAGUUAUUAUGGGGCGCGGAGAAACUUGCGGCUCAGAGGGCUAUGUGGAAGAUAGAAGAAAGCUCUAAGAAAUUAAAGGGCAAGGGACCGACCUUUCUUGCCCACGUUAUCAACUCGAUGAGUGACAAGUUUAAGACACGAGUUGAGAAGCAAGACGGCGAAGUUGAUUCCGUCCGCAACUGGUUUCUCUAUGAUACAUUCCAGAUGGAGCAUGUUGUUCCAUGGAUUUUCAAUGCCAUUAAGCCAAAGAAAGGGCACUCGUCGAGACAAGGACGAAAGAUGUCGGAACAAAUACUGGAAGCAAGUGAGCUUUCUUUGGCAGUCUUGGAGACCGCAUUUAGAUUCCGUGAUGAGCACGCUAGUCGGUAUGGUAUUCGUGACGGGUAUCUCGAAGAUGGCCUACUAGUUACCGGCUUCAAAGGUCUACCGGAAUUCUGGACGUCUCAAAAUUUUAGUUAUGUUGAAACGGGCCAUUUGUUGGAUCUGGAACUUGAUAGUUGCAGGGCUUGGAUUCAACAAGCAACAUCUGUUAUCGAAGCCCCCGAGAGCCUAACAGUGAAGAGAAUUGCGGGAAACGCUGCUAGACAACUCUAUGUCCUAGGCCAAAUGCAUUAUGAGCGGGUCCGGUGGCUUUCUGCCCAGGAGGACCCCAAACUGGUCGAUGAGGGCAUCGCUACCGAGCAGACCCAUGUUAAACUACGCAAGUGGCGACUCUUCAAACUUGCUGGUAUUGGAAGAUUAGAGGAUGCCAUUACGUUGGCGGAAAAAUUUCGAGAUAUGAGUGCAUUGGUAGAACUCAUCAUUGAACUUCAAGAUCAAACAAAGAGCGAAAUUCUACCCCCAAAUUCCCGAAACGAUACGUCAGAUCCUAUCAGCUAUGAUUCAGAUCAUCUCAACAAAAAAAUUUCUCUUUACUUUGAAAAGUUCGGGGAAUCAUGGGCAAAUGCAUUUUUUACCCGGCAAAUAUCGAUGCGUCAGUCGGGAAUACUGUUCGCCAUGAGGAGGUUCCAACCUUUUAUCACUCGAUUUUUGCGUAAGGAUGUAGCCUAUUCGCGACUGGGCUGGGUUAAUGAUGUGAUUGGUGAAAAUGACUACAGCGCCGCCGCUCAGUCGCUGGAAAAACUCGCAAUAGGAGGGGAAUCUGAUUUAUGGAGUCAUCGUGUCGAACUUUCCCUAGCGAAACUUGCCAAACUAGCAACAUGGGAGGAAACCAAUACACCGAGCCAUUCGGGUUUUCACAGCGAGAUACGGCAUCUAGAAGAUCUCUCUGAAAUAGAUGCCGUCCAAGAACUCAUUUACGCCUAUAUAUCCCCGGCCUUACAGGGUGCAAUUGAUCAAAGAGCUGAGGUUGACCUAGCCAUUGACCACUUUGGAAAAAGGGUUACCGAGGAUAGGCCUUCUCUACAUGAACUACUUAGUGAAGCUCUCACUAAAGUUGUCACAAGGCAAAUCAUUGAUACUCACCAAUUGGUCGAUAUAUUGACAUUGAUGGAUUCUGACCAAGCAUCAAAAUAUGGUCAAUCAGAAUUAUCCGGGAAAGAAUUCUACCUGGCCUUGCGUGUCAUUCGUCUCGGGACUUAUGCUCAACGAGAUUCACUCAGCCAUAUCACUAUGCAGAAGCUAGUGUGGCGACGGUGUAUGAUAAAAGAUAAUUGGGUGGCUACAGGAAGGGCAGCCGAGAACAUGGACAAUGGAAGCGAGCCCUUUCUUUACGAUACGGCCCUUUUCCGCACUCUGGGUCUGUGUCUUAGAGACAGAUACAAUGAAGACGCUAGCUACGCAUCCUUGUACAUCCCAACUUCUCCACAUGAUGUGUUUCUAAAUGGAUCGGACUCCGAACUUCUCUCCGCGCGCUUUCGACUGGAGCAACGGACACGGAUCAUACAUGAUCUUGAGAGGGAGAAUGAGAUCCUACAUGAAAAUGUGGAAAAAGGAAGGCUUGAUUUUUGGUUCAAGAAUCUUCUCGGCUCUGCAGAAGAGUCCGCAUCAACCCCAAUCCCCCCGACUUUUACUUCAGAAGAGUACAACAAUAACAACAACCAGCAAGGGAAGCGGUCCCCGCAGCAAAACGAGGGGUCUAGUAAGGCGCGGCUAAGAUGGCUUUGACCUUUGGUUGGGCCUCAUUAUUUAGGCUCACAAUGUGCACGAUGCUAAGCAAGUUAGGACAGUUAUGUCAGCGCAAUUAUGCACUUACACCUAUUGUAUGUAAUUUGACCGGAUACAAAGGCAGAAUUUAAGUUAUCACGGCCCUCGUGUGUCUGCUAAUUAUCUAAUCGUCCGUCAUUUGUGAAGACAAUCUGAAUUAUGAAUAGUAAUUGCUCUUGAUCACAAUGAGUUUGAAAACUCCUGCGCACUAUCUACUGCUAGGGGCUUCGAUGAAAAUAGUUACAACAAUGCCAACACUCAUGUGGGACGGAGCCCAUGGCCCUGUUAUACCAGUGUCUUAUCGGAACUAGCGACUCCGUCAAGAUUUAUCACAUUGUUUCCAUAUCCAGAUCUUUCUUCACUUUGCACACCAUGGAAGCUUUCUUCGAACACAGGCUCUGGCUCAAUCGUCUCAAACUUGGUUUUAAAAUCCGCUAUUCCUUGAGUGCUACUAUUGGAAUGGCGCCGAGCGUUUGUGAAUGUGUACUCAUAGUCAUGGACUUCGUCGCCCGACCGACCCCUAAGUAUACGGUUAAUGAGUCAUGGGGCGGGGAUGA
This is a messenger RNA of Aspergillus pseudotamarii, 4807 nucleotides long. Its product is annotated as putative nuclear pore complex subunit Nup133. Lineage: Eukaryota; Fungi; Ascomycota; Eurotiomycetes; Eurotiales; Aspergillaceae. The transcript has 3 exons. Gene Ontology annotation, molecular function: protein binding; structural constituent of nuclear pore. Gene Ontology annotation, biological process: protein import into nucleus; transcription-dependent tethering of RNA polymerase II gene DNA at nuclear periphery; poly(A)+ mRNA export from nucleus. Gene Ontology annotation, cellular component: nuclear pore outer ring. The record is from RefSeq and is a predicted model, not a curated record. Bases 471 to 4211 code for a protein of 1246 amino acids.